AUGGCGAUUGAAAAAGUUCUGGACCACUGCAUGCAGCACUUUGGCGUGCUGAGCGCGUGGGUACAUGCCGCUCCUUUAUACAUCAGUGCACCCGUAUUGUUUGCCGGCUUCGUUUUUCUGGUUAUCGCCCUGAACCUCCUGCAGCAGCUCCUGUACAAGCUGAUGUACCCCCAUCGCGUGCCCCUUGUGCCUUACCUUUUCCCAUGGAUUGGUAGUGCGGUGACCUAUGGUAUGGCACCAUACGAGUUCUUUGAGAACUGCCGUCAAAAGUACGGAGACCAAUUUGCCUUCGUUAUGUGCGGCAGUGUCAUGACUGUGUACCUUGGACCUAAAGGUCACGAUUUUGUUCUCAACGGCAAGCUUGCGGAUGUUUCUGCCGAGGAAGCCUACAAGCAUCUGACGACUCCUGUUUUUGGUGAGGGCGUAGUCUACGAUUGCCCCAAUCACCGCCUCAUGGAGCAGAAGAAAUUUGCCAAGGCUGCCUUAACUCGGGACUCGUUCCGCUCGUAUGUGCCCAAGAUUGUAGAGGAGGUUCGUCAGUUCCUUGAUAACUCCACAUACUUUGGCAACAAAUCCGGCGAGGCCGUCGUUACCGGUGCCACUCCCGAGUUGACCAUCUACACUGCCUCGCGCAGUCUGCUGGGCGACGAGGUCCGGGCGAAGUUCAGCGCUCACACUGCUCAGCUUUACUCUGAUCUAGACAAGGGAUUCAAGCCUCUCAAUUUUGUUUUCCCCAACUUGCCUUUGCCCUACUACUGGGCUCGUGAUAACGCCCAAAAGGCUAUCUCUGACCAGUACUUGGAGGUUAUCGACCGCCGUCGUCGCGAUGAGAAAGGCGAGGUCCACAACCGUGACCUCAUCGAUGGUAUUAUAAACAACUGUACCUAUAAGGAUGGCAAGAAGCUGACCGAUCGCCAGAUCGCUAAUUUGUGUAUUGGUAUUCUGAUGGGUGGUCAGCACACCUCUGCCUCUACUUCUGCAUGGGCUUUGCUCCACCUUGGUCAAAAGCCUCAGUACCAGGAGAUGAUGUACGAAGAGCAGGAGCGUGUGUGUGGUCGUGAUGCCGAUGGUAAGCUUAACGACAUUACCUACGAGGAUCUUCAGGAGAUGCCUUUCCUUACUGCCGUUAUCAAAGAGACUCUGCGUCUGCACUCUCCUCUGCACUCGAUUUUCCGCAAGGUUCUGCGCCCUAUGCCUAUUCCCAACACCAACUACGUUGUUCCCAAGGGCCACUACGUUAUGGUUUCCCCUGGCUACUCUAUGAUGCACGAGGACUACUUCAAGAACGCCCAUGACUUUGUUCCCGAGCGUUGGUUGGAGGUGGAUACCCGUAAGGAUACUGAAGAGACCAUCGACUAUGGGUUUGGCGAAGUCUCCAAGGGCGCCGCCUCUCCCUACUUGCCUUUCGGUGCUGGCCGCCAUCGCUGUAUUGGCGAGCAAUUCGCCUACGUUCAGCUCGGUACUAUUUUCUCUACGUUUGUGCGUGAAAUGAAGUGGACGCUCCCCGAGGGCGGAAAGCUGCCCGAGGUCGACUUUGAGUCCAUGGUCACUUUGCCCAAGCACCCUGCCAAGGUUGUGUACGUUAAGCGGGAAGAAAAAGUUUAA
Molecule: messenger RNA, 1605 nt
Organism: Wickerhamiella sorbophila
Lineage: Eukaryota; Fungi; Ascomycota; Dipodascomycetes; Dipodascales; Trichomonascaceae
Product: Lanosterol 14-alpha demethylase
Exons: 1
Coding region: 1-1605 (534 amino acids)
Biological process (GO): ergosterol biosynthetic process
Molecular function (GO): oxidoreductase activity, acting on paired donors, with incorporation or reduction of molecular oxygen; heme binding; iron ion binding
Source: RefSeq, a predicted model, not a curated record